This is a messenger RNA of Eimeria acervulina, 4359 nucleotides long. Its product is annotated as oxysterol-binding protein, putative. Gene Ontology annotation, cellular component: intracellular membrane-bounded organelle; cytosol; membrane. Gene Ontology annotation, molecular function: sterol binding. Lineage: Eukaryota; Apicomplexa; Conoidasida; Eucoccidiorida; Eimeriidae. Bases 1 to 4359 code for a protein of 1452 amino acids. The record is from RefSeq and is a predicted model, not a curated record. The transcript is spliced from 19 exons.
AUGGAGGCUGCUGACAAGGACCUGCAAGGCCAGCGGGAGCCGCAGGAGCCGCAGCAGCCGCAGCAGCAGCAGCAGCAGCAGCGACAGCAACAGCAACAGCCGCUGCAGCAGCACUUAGUCACGCGUACAGCGCAGCAGGCUGAACCUUAUUCUGAUGCUCCCACGCCAGUGGGGCGGCAGCACCUACAGCGGCAGCAGCACGAGCCGCAGCAGCACCAGCAGCGAGAGCCACUCCAUCAGCACCAGCACAGGACGCCUCUGGAGCAGCCGCAGCAGCAGGAAAGGCAGACGGCGCAACCGACGAAACAGCAGCAGCACGAACAGCAGCAGCAAUGUGCUGCGGGAGAGGACCGUGUGCUGCGGCGUACUCCUGGGGAAGAAGUCGAAGGGCAGCAGAAACAGCCGAAUCAGCAGCAUGGAGGCAGGCAGCAGCAGCAGCAGCACGUUACUGCUGCGGAGCAGCAGCACAAGCAAACUGCAGUAGCUCAACAAGCCACGUCUGUAGCAGCGCCGCCGCCUGCAGGGGCGAAACGGGACGAGGCAGCAGCAGCAGCAGUAGCAGCAGCAGCAGGUGCACCGCGCGAACUAGCAGCUGCUGGAAGCACAGCACAUUUCCCCGAACCUGAAACAACGGCAGCAGGAACUGCAGCAUCAAACGCAGCACAAGCAGCAGCAGCAGCAUUAGCGGUCCCCGGUGGCUCUGGCCGACGUGCUGAAGAACGGCGGCUGCCCCCAGCAGCAGAAGCUGCAGCAGAAGCUGCAGCAGAAGGUGCAGCACAAGCAGUAGCAGAAGCAGGAGGUGCUGCUUCUGUUGCUGCAGCGCCAAGAAACAUAUCCCCGCCUUCACAAAACUCGGUAAGUCAGCAGCAGAAGCAGCAGCAACGGCAACAGCAUCAGCAGCAGCAAGCACAAAUCAUCAGCACCAGCAGCAGCAAGCACAUAGCAGCAGCAGCAGCAGCAGCAGCAAAAGCAAGGCAAGUUAUGGUUUGCGUACAGGACACUCUAUGGAGGCCCCAACCUUCUCCGCCGAGUGCGGCUACCUUGCAGCAGCAGCUUCACAGGCCGCCGCCCCGGCAGCAGCAGCAGCAGCACGAACAGCAGGCACCGCAUGGUGCUGUCUCUUCUGGCGUUGUUAGGGGUAGCAGCCCCAGCGACCCAUCCACAGCAGCAGCAGCAGCACCAGCAGCAGCAGCUAGCAAACAGGCUGCACACUCUCAGCUGAACUCUGCUUUUGUUCGCUCACCAACGGAUAGGCGCCGCCAGCAGCAGCAGCACCAGCGGCAGCAGCGGCAUGGAGCUCCGCAGCGUGCAAGCCUUUCCCUCGUUGCCCCUGUGCCCAGCAGCAGCAAAGCAGCAGCAGCAAGCUCGCUCGUGCUGCAGGGCUGGCUGCAGAAGUGGACAAACCUCUUGUCUUCGUGGAGGCCGCGGUACUUCUUUGUCUACGCGGGUUUUUUUAAAUAUAGCACCACGAAGACGUCCCCACCAAAAGAAAUGUUUCUUUUGAAUCAGUGUCGAGUUCGCCUCUGCCCCCACGACCCCGUGCGCUUCGAGGUGGACGUGAUAGAUCAGCAGACGCUUUACCUGCGGGCGGAGAGUCAGGAAGAGAAGCAGAUGUGGUACGCAGCCUUCAAGCAGGGUCAACGUGCCGCGCUGAGCGGCGCUCAUAGGGCGGCUCGCUCUUCAGCAGCAGCAGCAGGAGCUCAAGGAGACAGGCAGCAGCAGCAGCGGAGGAAACCCGUCGGGGCAACGCCUGCGGGGGGUCCACCUGCACCUACAGCUGGCAGCAGCAGCAGCAGCAGCAAGAGGCCUGAGGGGCAGCAGCCGCGCCCACGGCAUGAUCAUUCCAGUGCAGCAGGAGACAUGCGAGCAGCAGCAGCAGCAGCAGCGCCAACGACAGCUGCAGGCGGGGCAGGGGCUUCACCUCCAGGACCGGGCAGCAGCAGCAGCAGCAGCAGCGCCUUGAGCGGACUGGCAGGGGUUGUUGCUUCGAGUGCUGCUGCUGCUGCAGCGUAUGCCACCAGCCGCCUUCGUUCGCUUUCUGCUGCUGCAGUGCAGCCGCCGCCACCCCCACCACCGUCAGCACCACCAGCACCUCCGCCUCAGCCUCAGCAGCAGCAGGAGCAGCAGCAGGAGCAGCAGCAGCAACAGGGGCAGCAGCAGCAACAACAACAACAGCAGCAGCAGCCGCAGCAGGAUUCGGGGGCUGUCCGCAGCAGGAGCGAUGGAGGAACGGCAGCAGAAGCAGCAGCCGAUGUGGUUGCUGCUACUGCGUUUCCUGGGGCUUCACUGGAAGGGGCAGCUCUCAGCAGCAGCAGCAGCAGCAACAGCAGCAGCAGCCCCCUUCUAGGCGCGCACCUGCUGCAAACAGACGGUAGCAGCGAGGCGCUGCUCGAUAGUACGGGGGCUGAGGGGCCAUUGGAAGCGUGCUCCAAGAUGCUGGCCCUGCAGUCAGACGUUUUGAAGUCUGUCGCGCAAAUCGCUCAAACAAACCCUGGCGAGGGGGGGAACCUGCGUUCUCAGGUUGUGCUGCUGCUGCAGCGGGUAGACGACCUGCAGCAGCUGCUGCAGCAGCUGCUGCAGCAGUGGGAGCGGCUCCUGAGUGAAGAGUACACCCAGCGACGGCAGCUGGAGAAGUCUGUGCGCUCUCUGGCGAAGAGGAACUACAAGCUUGACAAGGCUCAAGAGCGGCUGCUGCAGCUCAGUAGACAGCGCGGCAAACUGACAGCAGCAGAAGUCGCUGCGGCAAUUACUGGGGUGCGGCUCCCAGAGGCUGAGGGAGACGAGGCAGCAACUGCAGCAGCAGCAGCAGCAGCUGCUGCUGCUGCUGCACAAGAAGGAGUCAGCUUCAGCACCAGCGACAGCGAUGAAGAGGCCAAUGAGGAACUCGAAUUCUUCGACUGCGAUGAUGCGGCCACCGAAGACGGUACAGGAGAGUCCGAAGGUCUUGCCGCUUCGCAGCAGCAGCAGCAGCAGCAGCAGCAGCAGGAGUGUCGCGAAGGCGCCUCGGGGGCAUUACCCAUAGCGACAAGCAGCAGCCAAAGCAGCAGCAGCAGCUCCAGCAGCAGCAGCAACUUCGUUGGGCCGACGUUCUCGCCUGCAGCAAACGCAGCAGCAACUAUCGCUGCUGCUUCUCCUCAUAUUGGGGGGGCGACUGCAGGGCAGCGGCUGGCGCUGCCGAAGCCCCGAACGGAGUUUAAAGUGAACUUGUGGUCGGUGCUUAAGGACUGCAUCGGUCGGGACUUAAGCCGAAUAGCAAUGCCAGUUUACUUCAAUGAGCCUACGAGUUUCUUGCAGAGACAGUGCGAGGACCUGCAGUACUGCGAGCUACUUAACCUGUCCUCCCGGUUCCCGCGGAGUGUCGAUCGGCUUUUGGGGCUGACUGUCUACGCGCUGUCUCCCUACGCCUCUGCAGUUGGGAGGACGUACAAACCCUUCAAUCCACUCUUAGGAGAAACCUUUGAGCUGAUACAAAGGGGUUUUCGCUUUCUGUCGGAGCAGGUAAACCCUCACGCGUUCGCCGCCGCCGCUGCUGCUGCUGCUGCUGCGGCUGCUCUUGCUGCGGUUGCUGCAGCUGCCGCUCUUGCGGUUGCUGCUGCUGCUGCUUGCUCUGCUGCAGCAGGUGCUGCAGCAGCGGCAGUGGUAGCAGCGACAGCGGAUGCAGCCUCCACAGAAGAAGCCGUGACUAUGCCAGGCAUAGCCCGGGUGAAGCUGCACCGCACGGGAGAGCGGUUUUCUUACAAGAGAACAAAAAUGCUGAUUCAUAACGUUAUUUGGGGCAAGCUGUGGAUUGAAGUGCUAGACAAGACCUGCCACCAUCUCCGAGCCAUUGUCUUUGAAGCCUCUGGGCGGCCCGUCUACCGCCUCUCCGGGCAGUGGUCUAGCGCUUUGUACGUCGAGGAGGCGCCCGCAUUCCCCCCGCACAAGAAAUGGAAGGUUCCGCCGCAGGUAGAGGAGUACCGAAGAAGCGAAACGGGGCCCCCAGCAGAUAGCCCUGACAAUCAGCUUGAUGCGGUGGUUGCACAGUACUGGGAGUCCAUCGCUUGGGUUGAGUCUUCGAGGCGCCUCAUUUGGAGGCCGACGGCGCGGCCUCCCAACGCCGACCAGUUCUACGGCUUCGGCUACCUGACGAUGGAGUUGAACAACCUGUCGCCCGAAUACGCAGCGCAUGCAGCCCCAACCGACUCUCGCAGACGGCCCGAUCAAAGGCUGGAGGCAGCGCGGGCGCGGCCUCGUGGAGAGCGAGACUAUAAACCCUGUUGGUUUGAGCGGCAGCAGAAUUCUGAUGAUUGGGUGUACAAGGGAGGUUACUGGGAGGCGCGGGAGGUGGGGGAAUGGGGCUGCUGCCCCGACAUUUUCUAA